Molecule: messenger RNA, 762 nt
Organism: Exophiala bonariae
Lineage: Eukaryota; Fungi; Ascomycota; Eurotiomycetes; Chaetothyriales; Herpotrichiellaceae
Exons: 5
Coding region: 1-762 (253 amino acids)
Source: RefSeq, a predicted model, not a curated record
AUGGUCGUUGCGGCCGUCAAAGAAUUUCUUGCUCUGGGCUGUCACGUCACCGGAUUCGACAGGAAGCCCAUCGAGGUCUCACAAUCAUGUUCGACUUCGGAACAAGAGUCCAGAUUCAACGUCGUAAUAGAGGACUUAACUCAGGAACAUUCUGUGGCUGAUUCUUUCAAAUCUGCAACCGGCAAGUUCGGGCCAGUCAACAUCCUUGUGGCUAAUGCUGGCACCGAUGAAAGCGCUCAUCCACCGAUCUGGGAAGUCGACAGGGCGCUUUGGGACAAGGUCAACACCAAUAAGUCACAAAGGCCCAAGAAGACCGGGGCAGCGCAGCUUGAAAAUGUUGCUAUUGCCGUUACAGGUUCAGAAACUGGAAAGUUCGGCAAACAAGGACAUUCGGAAUACGCGGCGAGCAAAGCAGGUCUGCAGUAUCGCAUCGUCCGAAGAGUCAAGAACGAGAUUGUCCAGUUGACCUCGAAGGCUCGCACCAAUGCGGUGGCCCCUGGCUGGGUUAACACGCCCCUCAUCGGUGACCGUCUUGAUGACCCCAAAAAGAUGUGGUCAGAAUGUCAGGCAACGGUCGCUUUGAAGAAGAUCUCGAAACCUGAGGAUGCCGCAGGGGCAAUGGCAUUCCUGGCCAACCAUCGUGCUGCAGGGAGCAUUUCUGGAGAAUGCAUCUCGGUCGAUGGCGGCAUGGAGGGACGCAUCAUUUGGCGAGAGGAACAAAACACUCGGUGCACAAUCCAAGUCCAAGAGUGGCCCGAUUAG